AUGUCGGGCCAAAUGAGCAAGGAAGAAGUCAAAAAAUUGUUUCAAGAAUUCGAUAAUGGAAAUGGACAUUUAUCCUUGGCAGAGAUUGAUCGAGCUAUUACUCACCGUUACCCGCAAUUAGGAACAAAUAAGAAAGCAAUCAUGCGAGCUUAUAAAGAAGCCGAUACUAGCGGAAAUGGCUUUGUUGAAUUACGAGAAUUUCGCAAGAUUAUUGAGUUACUUCAUCAUUAUGAUGAGUUGAGCAAACUUUUCGAAGAAUUAGAUACCAAUGAUGAUCAUCGUAUUAGUUUUCAUGAAUUCAAGAAAGGUUUUAGCCUAUUGGGUGAAGAUGAUACUGAUGAACAGUUCUUACGAAAAGAAUUCAAUAGCAUUGAUACAAAUCGAGGUGGUUACAUUCUAUUUGAUGAGUUCUGUAUGUAUAUGGCUAAACGAAAAGUGGAAUGA
This is a messenger RNA of Adineta ricciae, 444 nucleotides long. NCBI's taxonomy places the organism in Eukaryota, Metazoa, Rotifera, Eurotatoria, Adinetida, Adinetidae. The record is from the annotation of a GenBank genome assembly.